UGAUACAAAGCCGGAUAUGAAGCAAAGGUUGAUGAUGAGCAGCAGCCAGGUGGUUUGUUCAUUUCAUUCAAAUUAGUCCGGGUCAUUUCAUAUAUGCGGCUGAUACAGAAGGGUCCAGACUACAUCCUGAAACACGGUUCAGUCCUAGAUAUGAUGCCGACUGCCACGGUCCCACACUAGCGGAGGCUGAGGAGGACGCAUGAAUUGAAGCAUCACCCGCGCCGCACGUCUCUCUCCAUUAAUGUGCUCAAACGGGGGUGCGCGGAGGAGAGAGCGAUUCCAGCCCGCAGCCGAUGCCCGGAGCCAACAGCGGCCGCGGUCGACAGGAAGGUGGUACCCCGGCGUCCGCGUCGAUUACCAGGGAUCCGGCUCCGGAGGCGCGUCGCCCGCUGAGGCAUGGGCUGCGCUCCCAGUAUCCACGUCUCUCAGAGCGGGGUGAUCUACUGUCGAGACUCGGACGAGUCCAACUCGCCGCACCAGACCACCACCAUCUCCCAGGGCACCGCGGCCACGCUGCACGGGCUCUUCAUCAAGACCGAUGCGGCCGAGACCAUCCCCUCUGUCAUCACCUACCAGAACCGCCACUCGCGCUCCAACUCGUGCCGGGAGCCCAAGGAGAACAGCGACGGACAUAUCCGCAUCGAGGCCGAGACGCAGACCAGCCGCACCAGCGUCAAGGUUUCAGCUACAGAGGAAUGUGUGGGACCUAUGAGACUGACCCAAGAGCCAAUUCAGGUCCUGCUGGUGUUCGCCAAGGAGGACAGCCAAAGCGAUGCCUUCUGGUGGGCCUGCGACCGCGCCGGGUUCAGAUGCAACAUCGCACGGACGCCAGAGUCUGCGGUCGAGUGUUUCCUGGACAAGCAUCAUGAGAUUAUAGUCAUCGAUGGACGCCACUCACGUUACUUUGAGCCUGAAGCUGUCUGCCGGUUGAUUCGUGCCACAAAGCCCUCAGAAAACACAGUUAUUCUCGCCGUCGUGCCACAAAAACCGCCUGACCAGGAGGAGCCAUCUGUUCUUCCUCUCCUCUGCGCUGGAUUUAGCAGAAGGUUUGUGGAGAACAGCAGUGUGUCAGCCUGCUACAAUGAGCUCAUACAGAUGGAGCAUGGAGAGGUGCGCUGCCAGUUCAAACUCAGGGCUUGCAACUCUGUCUUCACUGCUUUGGAGCAUUGUCAAGAGGCUGUGGAGAUCACCAAUGAGGACCACAUCAUACAGUAUGUGAACCCGGCGUUUGAGCGGAUGAUGGGCUACCACAAGGGGGAGCUGAUCGGGAAAGAACUGACCGAACUCCCCAAGAGUGACAAGAACAGAGCUGACCUGCUGGAAACCAUCAACACCUGCAUCAAAAAAGGAAAGGAAUGGCAAGGUAUUUACUAUGCUAGAAAGAAAUCAGGCGACAGUAUACAACAGCAUGUGAAGAUAACACCCGUCAUUGGCCAAGGAGGGAAAAUCCGACAUUUCGUAGCCAUAAAAAGACCUCACGUUGACAACAACAAUCAGAUCCACAAGUUCAACAAGGAGGAGAGAUGCAGUGGGGAACAUUCUCAGUCAGAAUGCCAUUCUCUACGUCACCGGGACCGAAGGAAAGAUUCAAUUGAUGCCAGGUCGCUCAGCUCCCGCGGCAGUGACGCUCCCAGUUUACAGAAUCGAAGAUAUUCCUCCGUCGCCAGGAUUCACUCUAUGACCAUCGAGGCUCCCAUCACCAAGGUAAUAAACAUCAUCAACGCAGCGCAGGAGAGCAGUCCGGUGACAGUAGCCGAGGCUCUGGAUCGCGUGUUGGAGAUCCUGAGGACCACCGAGCUCUACUCCCCUCAGCUCGCCUCCAAAGAGGAUGACCCCCACACCAACGACCUGGUUGGGGGGCUCAUGAGUGACGGGCUGCGAAGACUUUCCGGAAAUGAAUAUGUCUUCAGCAAAAAUAUGAGCCAGAGCCAGCUGGCCUUACCAGUCACUCUGAAUGAUGUGCCUCCCCCCAUCGCCGAGAUGCUGAAUGAUGAGGAAUGCUGGGAGUUCAACAUCCUGGAGCUGGAGGCAGCUACGCACAAAAGGCCGCUGACCUUCCUCGGGCUGAAGAUCUUCACGAGCUUCGGAGUGUGCGAGUUCCUGAACUGCUCCGAGGCCACGCUUCGCUCCUGGCUGCAGCUCAUCGAGGGCAGCUACCACUCCUCCAACUCUUACCACAACUCCACGCACGCCGCAGACGUGCUGCACGCUACUGCCUACUUCCUGCGCAAGGAGAGAGUCAAGAGUAGUCUGGACCAGCUGGAUGAGGUGGCGGCAUUGAUAGCAGCCACAGUGCACGACGUGGACCACCCGGGCCGGACCAACUCCUUCUUGUGCAACGCUGGCAGUGAACUGGCCAUCCUCUACAACGACACCGCCGUGCUCGAGAGCCACCACGCAGCCCUCGCCUUCCAGCUCACUGUCCGGGACAGUAAGAGCAAUAUCUUUAAGAACAUCGACAGGAAUCAGUUCCGGACACUGCGGCAGGCCAUCAUUGACAUGGUGCUGGCCACGGAGAUGACGAGGCACUUUGAGCACGUCAGCAAGUUCGUAAACAGCAUCAACAAGCCAAUGGCUGCAAUAGAAGAGACCAGCACAAGUAGCAUGAACAGUGACUGUGAGGGUCAGGAGAACAUCAGGAACUCUCCGGAGAACCGUCUGCUGAUAAAGAGGAUGUUGAUCAAAUGUGCAGAUGUGGCCAACCCCUGCAGGCCGCUCGAGCUCUGCAUCGAAUGGGCAGGACGGAUCUCUGAGGAGUACUUUGCACAGACAGAUGAGGAGAAGAGACAAGGGCUGCCAGUGGUGAUGCCAGUGUUUGACCGGAACACCUGCAGCGUGCCCAAAUCUCAGAUGUCCUUUAUGGACUACUUCAUCACUGAUAUGUUUGACGCCUGGGAUGCCUUUGCCAGCCUGCCUGGUCUCAUGGAGCACCUGUCAGAAAACUACAAGUACUGGAAGGGCUUGGACGAGAUGAAGUGCAAGAGCCUGCGCCCUCCCCCUCCUUCUUGACCAACCCCUCAUCGCCUUCUCGCCCCCAUCACCCGGAGCAGGGUGGGGCGGCGGACACGGCCCUGCGGUGGAACAGCUCGUCUCAUCUUGGCCCUGAUGAACGCCAAGACGCCGUGUCCAUCUCAAAUCACAGCCUCUUUUCUUGCGUGGUUGGAGUUGGAGGUGACCUGCCGCCAGUGGAGAAAAGGCUGUCAUUUGAGCCCCGCUGUGUCGCGCUCCCAAUAGCACCUCUAUGAAACUGUGUGGACCUCACAGCUCACCCGACCAUCUGCACCAUACAGUGUAACACACCAGGAACCUGCACUUUAGCUCAUCAGGACUUUUUUUUACCAUUUUUCUUUCCUUUUUAAAGUUCCUUUAACCAAAUCUUUCCGUUCUGCAUCUGUCUAUUGCUCUAAACGAAUCAAAGUGAUUAAGAUGGUGACCAAAGCACCAACGAUACAGGUAUUGACUGAAAAUAAGGACCUCAAGAGAUUCCCUCUUUUCUACUGGUUAAUGUGCGUGUACUCAAAAAGUUCAUUUUUUCACAUUUUUGAAACUGUGAAGGUCCUCAGCCGGAUUGAUCAACUCUUAAGAAGCUGUGGCUGGCAGUAUGAGUCAAACUGUGACUUGUGUCUGGGGCCAAAUUGCUGUCACUCAGACGUCCCCUGUGUCCUACAACUUCCAGAGACAGUCAGCCCGAUGUUCCAGGUUCCAGUCAGGAGGAGCAAAUCACCCAGCACACCGGCUUCCUCAAUGUCCAGCCCCGUCAUCAUAGGUGGCCUAAAAGACGGACUGUUUUGUGUCAUCAUGUCUGGAUUUAAAGAUCCCAAUGUCACAUGAAAGGGCCUGAAAUAUCUCAUCCAAAUAUCUGCUGGUCAUUUCCUCUACAUCGUGGUCUUGUGGCAAUGUGGAAACGGGUGGUGGAGAUCUGCUUCAAAUAAAGAGAUACGUAUGCGUAUCACAACAAUUGUGGGAAUUGAAUUGCACUGUAUCCGAGCUGGUAAGUUUGAGUUAUCGGAUGUUAAAUGCAUAGCUCUGCGACACUAACUGUAGACGCCUGUACCCAAAAAAACAGUUCAAUCAAUUCUGAAUUGUGACAAUAAGUGACUGUUGUGUGGUGAACACAUCUUUAGUGUUUUUUUACACACUUGUAUCGAUGAGGCAGAUGAAUGGAGGAGCAGCAGAUCCAUGUUCGGGCCAGCGUCCGUUCGCCUGCUGCUCUGAACUCUUAUCAGCUCUGCCCCUCACAUGGUUUCUGUUCAACACAUUUUUUUGUUGUAUCUUAAAUCUCUCACUUUGCGGCUACUGGCUCUUUUAUCUCUGGGGGGGAAUUGUUGUUGCACAUGAUUUUCAAAUUUUCUGGAUUCGUCUGACAAAGGCCAUCAGAUCUGUGGAGAUUUCUAUGAUGUGUCUGCCCUCUGGUGGCCAACUGGGGGAGUUGCAGAAGUUGUGCAUUGACAAUAAAUACCUGUAUUUUUCAGAGCACUUUUGUUUUAAAAUUUGACCACAUGAAGGGGAGAAAAGCAUUUCCACCAGAUGGGAACCAUAUUGAACUAAUUUAUAAAUCAAUAAAAUAGGAUUUGCAGAUUCCCACUGCUGCUGUUUUAGUACAGUGACAACAUUUCAUUUAACUCCAUUACAAGCUGUUGUCCCAAGGCUGGACUUGAAUGAAGGUCAUGAGUGAAGCAGGACAUGCAGAUUUGUGUGUGUUUACAUCAUGAGUGUCAAUCCAGGAAGACGCAUACUACAGUGUUAACCAAAGGCACAGAGAGCUCUUUACAGGUGCCUUAUUCUUCGGUCAAACAGAAACAAGUCCUGUUAUUUGGUUGAAAUAGUUCCUGUUCUUAAAAGAAAAAAAAAACAACACAAGAAAAAGCCAUAGGAGUUUUAGGUAUUUAAAAACUAAAGACUUUGGGUGCGUCGUGCUGCAUCUUUGAGUUGACCUGGUGAGUCAGUGUUCACAGUUCCGUCCCGAUGGUCCUGACCUUCUUUCAUUUCUUUUGUACAGCCGAGGCUUUUACACGUGUACGACACAAACCGAAUCAGGUGCAGUUGGCUCCAAUGUGAAUUUCACCGUUGUCUUGUCAGCUUUGACUUCAGCUCAUUUUGCUUGGAAUAGACAGAACUGGUCACAUCAGUGUUCAAUGUGUUCACCAUGAUGUAGUGUUUUAUUGUUGAUCGAGGUCUUAAUCAACGCCUUAAUCUUGUUUCAGUGUUAAGGUCUGCUCAUGUUGCAAUACACUGUAAAGCACCUGAUGGAACUGCUGUUCUUGUACAUACUCAAGCCAUUUUAUCACUUUUUGCUUUGCAUUCUAUGAGAUUUGCGUGCGUAACUUGUGUUUAGGCUGUUCUAUGUUGCAGGGUUGACAUCCUCAGAUCUGUAAAACAAGACUUUUUUUAUUAUUAUUAUUUAGCGUGACUUUAAAUGUGGCACCAGCUCUGAGUGUUUGUGUGUUUCAUGACUGCUCUCACUGACCACGAGAAGAUAUUUUUGCAAGAUUUCUAUUCACAAAGACAAUUUAAAAGUAUUUCAGACAAAAUUGCCUGGGUUGUAUAACGAUAUGAAUGAGAUCUGAUUACAGCCAGUCUCGGCCAGAGUGUCCCGAGGCUGAAAUCCGAUUGUACAACUGCUUGUUAUGCAAUGAUAAGCCUUCAUCACUUCCAGAAAUUUCUAUAUCGGUCAUUCAUGUUCCACACUAAAUGGCCGUGGCUGUGGUUUUAUAUCAUUCAUAUAAACAGAGCAAUUAGAUGAUGAUAAUGUUAUAUACAAAUUAUUUUUCAAAGAAGAAAAAGCAUCAUUAUCAUCAUCAUCCCUGGCGAUGAGAACUGUACUUUGUGUUUUGAAAGAUUUUACUGCCUCAUGCAUAGUAGUGACACAAGCUUUCCGUCAGUCACUUUAAAAUCGACCAUGUCUGUUUGAAAGAUUUAAUGUAUUUUGCUCUCUCUGGAUUAUGAUGUCUUAUUUUGAUGUUCCCUGUCAAACACAAAUGUAUUGUGAGAGACAAUUAAAGCAUUCUUUAAAGAUG
This is a messenger RNA of Platichthys flesus (European flounder), 6017 nucleotides long. It is a transcript of the gene pde8b, whose product is annotated as phosphodiesterase 8B. NCBI's taxonomy places the organism in Eukaryota, Metazoa, Chordata, Actinopteri, Pleuronectiformes, Pleuronectidae. The transcript is spliced from 22 exons. The record is from RefSeq and is a predicted model, not a curated record. Gene Ontology annotation, biological process: signal transduction. Gene Ontology annotation, molecular function: 3',5'-cyclic-AMP phosphodiesterase activity. The coding region runs from base 397 to 3009 and encodes 870 amino acids.